GAUCCAUCCAACGCAGCCACAUCUCCAAGCACCAAAAAAUAUCACCAAAAGAACCUGGCCGCAAACCAAACCAUUUGCCUCCUUUUGCCCACGCGAACAUGGCGUCCCCAACGCUAGCGGCUAGCAACCCACCCACCGCCGAUGCUAUAUAUCUCCCCUCCCUCUUCCUAACCCUCAACCUAUCCUGCACUACGAACAUCUCCCGCAACAGAAGCAUACGCCGAUACGCGCACAGCUCCGUGCAGAGCUAGCAGUGUAACUGAAAUGGACAGCACUAGCUGCCUCGUGGACGACACCGGCGGCGGCGGCGGCGCGUCCACGGACAAGCUCAGGGCGCUGGCCGCCGCAGCAGCCGCGGGGGCGCCGCUGGAGCGCAUGGGCAGCGGUGCUAGUGCGGUCGUGGACGCGGCCGAACCGGGCGCCGAGGCGGACUCGGGUUCCGGCUCAGGCGUGGGCGUGGGCGUGGGCGUGGGCGCGGGCGGGAAGCUGCCGUCGUCCAGGUACAAGGGCGUGGUGCCGCAGCCCAACGGGCGGUGGGGCGCGCAGAUCUACGAGCGGCACCAGCGCGUGUGGCUCGGCACCUACGCGGGGGAGGCCGACGCCGCGCGCGCCUACGACGUCGCCGCGCAGCGGUUCCGCGGGCGCGACGCGGUCACCAACUUCUGCUCGCUCGCGGACGCCGACCCGGACGCCGCCGCCGAGCUCCGGUUCCUCGCGUCCCGCUCCAAGGCCGAGGUCGUCGACAUGCUCCGCAAGCACACCUACUUCGACGAGCUCGCCCAGAACAAGCGCGCCUUUGCCGCCGCCUCGUCCGUGCCCACGGCCUCAUCGCUCGCCAAGAACCACUCCUCGCCUCCCUCCCCAGCCACCGCCGCCGCGCGGGAGCACCUCUUCGACAAGACGGUCACCCCCAGCGACGUGGGUAAGCUCAACAGGCUGGUGAUACCGAAGCAGCACGCCGAGAAGCACUUCCCGCUCCAGCUCUCGUCCGCCGGCGGCGAGGGCAAGGGCGUGCUCCUCAACUUCGAGGACGCCGGCGGCAAGGUGUGGCGGUUCCGGUACUCGUACUGGAACAGCAGCCAGAGCUACGUGCUCACCAAGGGCUGGAGCCGCUUCGUCAAGGAGAAGGGCCUCCACGCCGGCGACGUCGUCGGGUUCUACCGCUCCGCCGCGGGCGCCGGCGCUGACAGCAAGCUUUUCAUCGACUGCAUGCUGCGGCCGAACAGCACCGCUGCGUUCACAAGCCCCGUGGAGUCAUCAUCAGCGCCGGUGCCAAAGGCCGUGAGGCUCUUCGGCGUCGACCUACUCACGGCGCCGGCGCCGGCGCCCGCGGCGGCCCUGGAGAACCUUGCCCGGUGCAAGAGAGCUAGCGACUUUGCGAUGCCCCCGCAGGCAGCGUUCAAGAAGCGAAGGGUAGAGCUGGCACUAUUGUAGAUUAAUGGCUACUAAUAGCUCGAUCGAUCUUUCUCUAGCUAGCAUAGUCUGUUUUGCUCCCCAAAUUCAGAUGGUAGCAGCUAGCUUGAUUAGCUCAAUCUCGACAUCUCACUUAGUUCGUUUGUUAGUUGAUUUCCAUUUCGUUAUGCUCUUGCUUUGCUUUUGAUGUAAAUCCUCUCCUCAAUUGUAUACUAAUGAAAGCCCUAGAAGGCUAGAUGAUCAACUGACACGGAAAAGGCAGCAACAUUCCAAACA
Molecule: messenger RNA, 1689 nt
Organism: Phragmites australis (common reed)
Lineage: Eukaryota; Viridiplantae; Streptophyta; Magnoliopsida; Poales; Poaceae
Product: AP2/ERF and B3 domain-containing protein Os01g0693400-like
Exons: 1
Coding region: 265-1434 (389 amino acids)
Biological process (GO): regulation of DNA-templated transcription
Molecular function (GO): DNA binding; DNA-binding transcription factor activity
Source: RefSeq, a predicted model, not a curated record